AUGAUAAAAAUAACAGUAUUUGUACUUAAUGGAUUUUUUUCAUUUUCUCAAUCACAAAAACGUUUUAUGCCGAUGGGAGAGUAUCGUGUAGUAUUUGAAAAAGUAUAUCCAUGCGAAUCAACAAAAAACCAUUUAUUAUUGGCUAACUUUUAUUUUAAUAAAAAGAUAUUAAAUUCAACUGAAUUGCAAGGGAAUUUAACAGUGUUGGUACCUUUUGACGAUACUUUUACAUUUGAUUUAAACUUUAUCUCUUGGGGUUCAACUGGUGGUUGGAUACCAAAUUCAAAUAUGUUAAUAACAAAAACAUGUAGUGCUUCUAAAAAACUCGAUGGAAAUGCAUGGAAUUCUGUUAUGAAGAGUUUUAACUUUCCAGAUGUUACCUGUCCAUUACCAGUGGGUGAAUACGUUACAUCAGGGCUUCACUUGAAGAUACUUGAAGACCAUAGCUUUCCCAAAAUAUAUUUUUAUGGAAAAUAUAAAUUGGUGUUUAAGGUGAAAAAUAUAGAAAAUAAAAUAUUUGGCUGUGAGUCUUUGGAGAUUAGUCUUAUACGUCCAUGGGAAACACCAAUUUGA
Molecule: messenger RNA, 573 nt
Organism: Rhopalosiphum padi (bird cherry-oat aphid)
Lineage: Eukaryota; Metazoa; Arthropoda; Insecta; Hemiptera; Aphididae
Source: RefSeq, a predicted model, not a curated record